AUGGUCAUUUUAGGAGGUCUCGAGCUGGUGGCAGCUGGGUAUAUCCUCAAGGAGAUGCACAACGAUGGUAAAGAGGAAGAAAGAGAGCGUGAGAAACGAAGAAGACGCCGGCGCCAUUCUCGUGAAGAUCAUCACCGACCCCAUCACCACGAUGACCCGAGUCCGAACCGUCCGUCGCGCCCACCCCAGCAACAACAACUCCGCCCACCCCAGCAGCCUGGCGGUCCGCCGCGACCAUACAGCGCACCACCUCCGCAGAAUCGACCACCGAUGAUGCCCAUGGCAGCCGCAAGUGUGCCAAUGUGGCACCCUCAACAGCAACAAGGACCGCCGCCUCAACAAGGACCCCCACAGAGUCAUGGCACAUGGCCGCAGGGACCACCAUCGCAACAGCAGCGACCUUCUCAGCCUCAAUCUCAGUGGCCAGGCAGCCCUCCUCCUCCAAACAAUGCAAAUAGCAACUUCGUCCCUCCGCCCCUCCAGCGUCCCGCCACGAUGUAUCCCCCACCAGGGGUGCACAUCGACCUGAAGACAGGCAAGAUUCAGCAUGAUAUGUAUCCGCCGGAGAUGCCUCGACCGGGAGAAGCAAGAGAGUACUACGAAGGAGGUCGUAAAGAAUACGACCGUAUGCGAGAGAACUCGAUGCCUACGCAGCAACGGCCGCAACAUUACCAGCCCAUCAGCGGAGACCACGGUCUUCAGCACAGUUACUCACAGCCUCAGAUUAACGUCACACCGGCACAUAAUCCUACACCUCCACCUCCACAAGGGUAUGCAGAACUCGAUGCGGAGACACCCGGCAGGUUCCGCCCCUCAAGUAACGAAAAGUCUGGCAGAGGGAAGUCGAGUUCUUUUUCAGCACGGUAUAGAGAUGAUGACGUGGACAUGCGAGAUCCGCCACCUGCCUACCGCGAGUGA
Molecule: messenger RNA, 918 nt
Organism: Fonsecaea multimorphosa CBS 102226
Lineage: Eukaryota; Fungi; Ascomycota; Eurotiomycetes; Chaetothyriales; Herpotrichiellaceae
Exons: 1
Coding region: 1-918 (305 amino acids)
Source: RefSeq, a predicted model, not a curated record